Dermatophagoides farinae (American house dust mite) is the source of this 2534-nucleotide messenger RNA. RefSeq names its product sterol O-acyltransferase 1-like. The record is from RefSeq and is a predicted model, not a curated record. NCBI's taxonomy places the organism in Eukaryota, Metazoa, Arthropoda, Arachnida, Sarcoptiformes, Pyroglyphidae. Gene Ontology annotation, cellular component: endoplasmic reticulum membrane.
UGUGUGUGUGUUUGUUUAUUUGUUGUAUCCAAAAUCAAAAUGAUGAUAAUUGUAAAUUUAUCACAAUCCUGAAAAGAAACACAAAAAAAAAAAAUCUCCAAGUAUUGCCAGAUACAGAAAUAGCGAAUUUCGAAUGUGAUAAAUUUGAUGACCAACAAUCAAAACAACAACAACAACAACAUAUACACACAGACUGAAAUUUCGUAGGAAAAUCAGCCGGAUAAGAUAUAUUGUGAUAACGAGGGAAAAUUUUUUUUUUUCUGUAGAAAUCACAACUCUAGAAAGGAUCUUGACUUGUGUCAAUAUCAAAUAUCUAUUUUAUUUUUUUUUUUUUUUUGGCAAUACUAUUAUCAUUUAUUUAUGGGGGACAAAAAAAUGAAAGGAAACAAAGGACAUUUGUUGCAGUGUAUUUUUCAUAUCAUUCAAUGCAGUGAAUAUUAUUCAUCAUCAACACCAUUUAUAUUUUAAAUGUUCGGCCAGUGACAUUAUCAUUUCAAUUUGUUCUUUUUUACCAAGUUUUUUUUUUGAUUUUUUUGCCUGAAAUCUCGAAAUCAUGGAUAAUAAUAUCGCGAAUGGUGAAAAUGGAAAAACCAAUGCAACAACAACAACGAGAAGAAGAAUGAUUCCUGAAACUGGAAAAAUUAUUAAAUUCCAACAUAGAGAAUCAUUGUUGACACAAAUGCUCAAUAAUAGCUCUCACAUAAGAACGUUACAUAAUCUUAUCACCGGGUUUGUGACGAUAUUCCUAGUGGCAACAAUUGCCGACUACAUAAAGCAACCUUCAAAAUUCCGCGAUGAAUAUGAAACAUUUCUGUGGAACAUUGCUGAUUUCGGCCGAUUUAUUCAAAUAUGGCUGAUAAUGAAUCUAUCUGUAAUUUGUUUACAUUAUCCAUUGGUUUUACUGAAUAAUUUUUAUCAAUAUCGAUGGCUGAUUAAUAAUCCAGAGAAAGAUUUGGAUCGGUUAUUCGAAAUGUACCAAAAACAGAAAUAUUCUGGAUGGUUGCAACAAACGUUUUUGUACAUAGCUUAUGCACUAAUAUCAUUUUUCGGUAUAUUUUUCUAUUGUACAAAUCGUUUAAUAGUGCUGGAUAUCAAAAUAACCGGAUCAUUUGCUGCACUAAUGGAAAUGACACGACUUUUGAUGAAAUCACAUUCAUUUUUUAUCGAGAAAAAAGAUUUACAAAUCGAAAAAGAAGAACUGGUCAAAUUGAUUGCACAAAAACGACAAAAGCAUAUCAUUCAAUCAUUUUGGUCAUCAUCAUCAAGAGCCAGAUUUCGAAAUUUAAUUUAUUAUCUAUUUUCGCCUACACUGAUAUAUUCGGACCAUUAUCCACGAACAGAAAUCCGUUGGUCACGUGUAUUGAAUUUUGGCAUUCAAUUCAUAGUGGCUUGUUUGAUUUCAUUUCUAAUACUUUUUCGAUUUGUUGUUGCAACUUUUUCCAAAACUGGUAUAGAACCAUUUCCAUUGAAUUUUAAUUUUAUUUAUAAAAUGUUGGCUUGUGGACUGGCUAUAUAUCUGCUUUGUUUUCAUGGAUUUUUGCAUACAUGGCAUAAUUUCACUGCAGAAUUGAUUCGCUUUGCUGAUCGUCAUUAUUAUGACGAUCAUUGGAAUACUACAAAAUUAAAGGACUAUUAUCGUAAAUGGAAUCUUAUCGUUCAACAUUGGCUUUAUGUUUAUAUAUUCUUGCCGAUUCAUUUACGAUUUCAUAAUCGAAAUUUAUCAAAUUUUUCCGUCAUUCUUGUUUCGGCCAUAAUGCAUGAAUAUAUUAUUAAUCUAUCGUUACGAUUUUUUAUGCCACUCAAUUUUCUGCUUUUUGCUGUUUUUGCACAAAUGUUGUAUUUCUUUCAAAAACUUGAUAAUGGUGAUAAACAGGACAAUUGGAAAAAUAUUAUAUUUCAAACCAAUAUAUUCAUUGGAUGGAGUUUAGAAAUUUUAUUCUAUUCAUUAGAAUGGUAUUCAAGAAUUAAUUGUCCAUUACAAGAACAAUCCACAAUCAUUGAAAAACUUUCACCACGUUUCAUACAUUGUGUGAAAUUCUAAAAUGGAAAUUAUAUGACGUGCAUUGACAACAUGUGACCAGUAGUUAAUCAUCAUCAAACAUACAAAUGUGAAGACUAAAACUGUGGUCUUUGGCGGUGUGUAUAAAAUAUUGUAGUGUAUUGUCAAUGUCUCGUGUUCAGUGUUCUGUUCUGUUUUCUUGCCGUGUACAGUCCAACCAAAAUCUUCAUAAAUCUGGUUUUAUUUUAUAUUUUAUAAUGGAUAAAUCAUCACAGCCGUAGCCAUAGAAAAAUAUCAAAAUCAAAUCAUCCAUCAUUUGUCCUUUUUAAAUUAUUUCUUUAUACAAUUAAACAAAUUAUUAUUUAAAAAUAAAAAAUCUUCAAAUCAUCACUUGUUUACUGCUCUAGAAAUAUUUAAGUAAAAGAAAAUUGUGAUAGCAAUUAAACCGUAAAACAUUGUGAAAAUCCAUGAUUCAAAUAUCAAUAUGUUUGAUAAUUGAUUAAUUGAUUAAUAAAUAAUGAUUGACGUCUUGUUU